GAUAAACUAGAUCUAGAUCUAGAUCUACACCACUGUACUAUGACUAUAUUAUAGUUUCUACAGAUGUAGCUCCAGAUCAAUAGCUUAAUAUAAAAAGAAAAACUUUAAUAAUUAAAUCACACACCAGUUAGAUAGCGUUUGUUCUUGAAUUAUGAAACACAUUAAAAUAGACUUAUUCAUAUUGUGCUAGAAAACUUACACUUGCUGUCAGAUUUAUUUAGUGCAAAAUCAAUAUUUAUUUAGACUUUUUAAAAAGCUAUAUACAGAUUUAUCAGUCAGUCUAAAAUGUAGCAAUAGACCUAUUGCCUAUUGCUGUAGGCCUAGAUAGUACAGUAUUUGAGCUUCAGUGGUUGCUCAUAGAUAUAAAUUAUUUGAAUAUAGAUGCUGGCUAAACACUGGCAUUUUAUUAUAUUUCUGUUAGUAUUUCAACUAACAGUUGGUUGGGACAAUGGAGUCUUAAUUGGGGAUUAGCUUUUAAACCCAGAGACACAGUGUUGUUCAACCAAGAAAAAAUACUUUGACUUCACAUUAGAAUAAACAUCAAACAUUUUGAAAAUGAGUUCAGCAGAGGAAAGUCUAAUGGCGCUUCUUGAGGCCAUGCUAACUUUGGCUGCUAGAAAUGCUCCUGCUAGGCCUCCAAAACCACAAGUCAAAGCUGGUGGGCACCAAGAAGAACAUUUUGUAGAUCUAACAGAAGAUGAAAGAGAAGAGUUUUCAUGUAACAUAUGUUAUCAAAUUCUAAAAGAAACAAUGCAGUGCUCAAACAAUCACAAAUUUUGUCAUUCAUGUUUGUUUGUAUGGUCAACAACUGGACAAUAUGCUAAUCGAAUUCGGUGCCCAGUGUGUAGGACUCACGGCUAUUAUUUUCGGAACAAUGACAUUGAUGAGCGCAUUGGAGCUAAAAAAGUCAAGUGUUUAAUGGAAUCAUGUAGUUGGACUGGUUUGCUAAAAUAUUUGGGAUCUCACCGCCAUACAACAUACAGUGACCCCAAUGCUCAAGGAAGUGAGGAAGGAAGUAGCAGUGUGACUUCUAUGCCCCGGCUUGCUCAAGCUUCUCCUCGUAUUCCAUCGUCAAACACAUCAAGGUUUGUUGGAACAGGGUUAACCACCCAGGGCAAUCAAGAAGUACAUCCCACUCCAAGAUAUUCCCUUUUCCCGAAUGCUACUCUUUCCAGGGAUAGUCCCAGCUCAUUAAGCAGUACUAGCCAAGAAACUGUUGUUGAAAUUCCUCGGCGUUCAAAUGCUGCAACAAAUACCAGAUACAACAAUAGGGCCCCUUUGCGUAGAGUGCCAAAUGUUAGGGCUUCCAUCAACAGUCGCAUAACAUUUAAUCACUUUGGUCCUACUACUGACAAUAACAAUAAUUUAGAGGAUGAAUCACCUCCCUUAACGGAUAGAUCCUCAACUGUAGGGGAGACUGCUGAUAGUUCUGCAACUGUCAAUGCCGGUGGUCAUACGCCUAGACCACCGUCUGGACCAAGAACAACUACAAACACCAGACGACUCCCAAGAUUAGUGAAUCCACCACCCCAGCGAAGCCGUUACCAGCCUCCAGAAGCACUAGCCCUGAGCUCUCGUGCAAGGCCAAGACCCCAAGAAAAUCUUGUAGAGAUUCGAGACAGUCUUAGGGAGAGUAGAAGUAGGCUGGAUAGCUUAAUGAGCACCUUCUCAGGUGAGCUGGACAGCAGCCGACAAGAGAUGAUAGAUUUUCAACUAGAGAGAGAACGCCAGCGAAGAGAACAGCUUGAAGAAGUCCGAGAGCUAGGCCAAAGGCUUGGUCAAGUAGCUUCUGAGCUUCGACGUCUUCUAGAGCAUCGACGUUUUAUUACUAGCUUCAGCGAUAAUGAUGACGAUGAGAAUGAAAAUGAUAUAUAGCUCUAUUACAGAUUUCGUUGCAGAAAAGUAAGAAACGUAUACUUUAACCACAAGAAUAUCUUUUAUAAUGAAUCUGUUUAUUAAAAAAAAAUGUUGCUGACUUAUUUUCAUCUUCUGAUAUUUUAAAGCAAGAGCAGAUUUUUUGUUUAGAACUCAAUUCAAACAUUCUGCAGUAUUACUCUUAGUCAGAUUGCAUCACUGUUAUUCAUAAUGUUUUGAUAGGAUAAUUACAUACAGCUUGUGAUUUUGUUAAAAUCUUUUUUUUUCAAUAUAAAACAUAUUUAACUUUU
Biomphalaria glabrata is the source of this 2165-nucleotide messenger RNA. RefSeq lists its product as uncharacterized. Gene Ontology annotation, biological process: protein polyubiquitination; ubiquitin-dependent protein catabolic process. NCBI's taxonomy places the organism in Eukaryota, Metazoa, Mollusca, Gastropoda, Planorbidae. Gene Ontology annotation, molecular function: ubiquitin protein ligase activity. The record is from RefSeq and is a predicted model, not a curated record. The transcript has 4 exons. Bases 556 to 1875 code for a protein of 439 amino acids.